This is a messenger RNA of Sphenostylis stenocarpa, 345 nucleotides long. NCBI's taxonomy places the organism in Eukaryota, Viridiplantae, Streptophyta, Magnoliopsida, Fabales, Fabaceae. The record is from the annotation of a GenBank genome assembly.
AUGAAAAGGAGUAAUGAAGCUUGUCACUCGGAUCAAGAUGCAAAGGCUACUCUUCAAUACAAUUCGUUAGUGGAAGAUUAUUCAGAUAUGCAAAAGGAGGGUGUUUCUAAGAAAAUGAAAUUGGGAGCAGAAAACCAGACGCUAGAUAUCCUUCUAGAAGAAGCUCGGGAUGAGGCAAAACCUGGAUCUAGCAGAAAAGAUAUUCACGGUGUGCCCAUUGAAAGGGAGAUGAAUUACGUUGAUACGGAGAUUAUUGAAAAGUCUGGGAACUUGUCAAUGGACGGAAAGAAAAAUAUAAAGAAGAAAGUGUCAUGGAAAGAAGAGGUGGAGGUGUUUUAUAACUGA